Messenger RNA from Populus trichocarpa (black cottonwood), 1813 nucleotides. Its product is annotated as cytochrome P450 76A1. Bases 92 to 1618 code for a protein of 508 amino acids. Lineage: Eukaryota; Viridiplantae; Streptophyta; Magnoliopsida; Malpighiales; Salicaceae. Gene Ontology annotation, molecular function: monooxygenase activity; heme binding; iron ion binding. The record is from RefSeq and is a predicted model, not a curated record. The transcript is spliced from 2 exons.
UGUGUAGAAUUGACCCUCAGCAAACAGCACCUUAAUGGUAGCUAGUCACGCCUAUUUAACAGAAGCAGAGCUCAUUUCAACAUACUAAGCCAUGGAGUGGUUGUGGCCUUCAAACCUUUCCAUUUCCCUCAGCCUUUUCUCACUAGCACUCCUAUCCCUGCUCCUCCUCCGUGCAAAGUCCAGCCAAAAAAGACACCCUCCGGGGCCAUCAGGAUGGCCAAUAUUUGGGAACCUGUUCGAUCUUGGUUCAAUGCCACACCGGACUCUAACUGACAUGAGACAGAAGUAUGGUAAUGUUAUUUGGUUAAGACUCGGUGCUAUGAACACCAUGGUGAUUCUAUCAGCUAAGGCUGCUACCGAGUUCUUCAAGAACCAUGACCUAUCAUUUGCUGAUCGCACCAUAACGGAAACAAUGCGUGCCCACGGCUACGAUCAAGGCUCCCUGGCCCUUGCACCUUAUGGUUCGUAUUGGCGCGUCCUCAGGCGGCUGGUCACUGUAGACAUGAUAGUAACCAAACGCAUCAAUGAAACAGCUUCUAUACGUAGAAAAUGUGUUGAUGAUAUGCUGCAAUGGAUUGAAGAGGAGUCAUGUAAAGUUGGGAAGGCUGCCGGAAUUCAUGUUUCACGGUUUGUGUUCUUGAUGACAUUUAAUAUGUUAGGAAAUCUUAUGCUUUCACGUGAUUUAUUAGAUCCAGAAUCAAAGGUGGGAUCUGAAUUUUUUGAUGCAAUGAUGGGGCUAAUGGAGUGGUCAGGGCAUGCUAACCUGGCGGAUUUUUUUCCAUGGUUGAGGCGGCUAGACCUACAAGGAUUGAGGAAGAACAUGGAGAGGGAUCUUGGGAAGGCCAUGGAGAUUGCUUCGAAGUUUGUGAAGGAGAGGGUGGAGGAUAAGAUAGUGACAAGUGAUUCGAGGAAGGAUUUCUUAGAUGUUCUGCUUGAGUUCAGAGGCAGUGGAAAAGAUGAGCCUGAUAAACUUUCAGAACGGGACGUCAACAUUUUUAUACUGGAAAUAUUUCUGGCCGGUUCAGAAACCACCAGCAGUACUGUUGAGUGGGCACUGACCGAGCUCCUAUGCAACCCAGAGUCGAUGAUCAAGGUUAAAGCUGAGCUUGCUCAAGUAGUUCGAGCAAGCAAGAAAGUUGAAGAGAGUGACAUGGAAAAUCUUCCAUUCUUGCAAGCUGUGGUGAAGGAAACUCUGCGACUACACCCUCCAAUUCCCUUUCUAGUUCCAAGAAGAGCAAUGCAAGACACCAAUUUCAUGGGAUAUGAUAUACCCAAGAACACACAAGUUCUAGUUAAUGCCUGGGCUAUUGGAAGAGACCCAGAUGCAUGGGAUGAUCCUUCGUGUUUCAUGCCUGAAAGGUUCAUCGGAAAAAGAGUUGACUAUAGAGGUCAAGAUUUGGAGUUCAUUCCUUUUGGAGCCGGGAGACGAAUGUGUGCAGGUGUGCCACUAGCUCAUCGAGUUCUUCACCUUAUUUUGGGGUCCUUGCUUCACCAUUUUGACUGGGAAUUUGAAGCUAAUGUCAACCCAGCCAGUGUAGAUAAGAAAGAUAGAAUGGGUAUUACAGUGCGUAAAUCUGAACCAUUAAUGGCGGUACCUAAGAGGUUUAAUAAGGCGUGAGACUUGAAAUGUAUCAUCUGCUACACUGCUGCUUAAUUUGAUGCUAUGAACUUCAUGAUCACUCCUUGUAUUGUCAGAAUUAAAAGAUUUUCUUGUUGAGUUGGGUGGGCUUUUGUUAUUAUUAACUGGAUUGGACCUAAAAUAUAUUUCAUUCUGGGAGAUGCCUUGAAUUCCAAGGCCCCAGGACUUGUUUUA